Morus notabilis is the source of this 2975-nucleotide messenger RNA. Its product is annotated as pre-mRNA-splicing factor CWC22 homolog. Gene Ontology annotation, cellular component: catalytic step 2 spliceosome. Gene Ontology annotation, biological process: mRNA splicing, via spliceosome. The record is from RefSeq and is a predicted model, not a curated record. Gene Ontology annotation, molecular function: protein binding; RNA binding. The transcript is spliced from 8 exons. The coding region runs from base 215 to 2767 and encodes 850 amino acids. Lineage: Eukaryota; Viridiplantae; Streptophyta; Magnoliopsida; Rosales; Moraceae.
UUCUCCUCUCACUCUCUCUCCGCUCGCCGACUCCAACUGAGUACCACCCUAAAGCCCCAUCGAACUUCCUCUGAUCAGAUCCAACCCAGCUUUACCUCCACAAUUGAGUUUCGUCAUCCCCAAGCUAACUAUAACUGGGAUUUUAAUUUGAAGUAUCGCUUGGGUUUCCUCACUGGUUUUUUCCAGUGCUUGGAGAUACGAACAUUGAAUUUCGAUGGCUAGAAAGCACAGUAGUAGUCAAUCAAGUGAUGACGACGCGAGAAAUGAGAAAGAUAGACACCAUCAUCGUAGUAGUAGUAGAAGGGAUUCGAGGUCGUAUGAUCGUCGUGGUCGUGGAGAUGAAAGUGAUUCCUCGGAUUCUGAUAGGGGGAAUAGGAGGAAACGACAUGAGGGACGGGAAAGCCGUCAUAGUGAUGACAAGGAUAAGGAAAGGGAAACCGAUGCUAGGGAUAGAGGCAGGUGGAGAGCAAGUGGUCAGGAAGACAGGAGGCCAUCUCAGAGAAGUUACGAUGAAGAUGACGAGAAGGUGGAGAAAGAAAGGGGCCUGCGAGAAAGAGAAAGAGCCCGUCAGCAGGAUAAUGGGCACAAAAAGCGAGAGAGUGAGGAGGAUGAUAUGGUGAGAGAAUCUCAUCAAAGUUCUGAAGAAGAUGAUCAGAAAAUUAAGAGAGAUCGGAGGGAAAAGGAGAAGACUCGUCGAUAUGACAAUGACGGUAGAACUCAAGAAACUGAGUAUGGUUAUAGAAACAGGGAUAGGCAUUCGCGCCACUAUUUGGAGGACGAAGAUGAUAGGGAGGAGCAAAGAACAGAUCGGAAAAGGGACAGGAAAGGGGACAACAAGCAGAGGAGGCAUAGAAGGGAAGAUGAAAGAGAUUUGAGAAAUCACAGAGAUAAGGAUGAGAAAGAACAACGUGAAGAUAGUCAGAGUUUGAGGCAGAGAAGUGACGGAAAUGGGAAGCUGCUUGAAAAUUCAAAACCUGAAGGACAGUCAACAGUAGAAAACAAUUUGAGCGCUGAUGCGUCAAAUUUGGGUAAGAGUGGAGGGGUUUACGUUCCCCCAUUUAAGUUGGCUCGGAUGAUGAAAGAGGUCCAAGACAAAAGCAGUGUUGAGUACCAACGUUUAACUUGGGAUGCUCUCCGGAAGAGCAUAAAUGGGCUUGUGAACAAGGUCAACGCUACUAAUAUAAAGAAUAUUAUUCCUGAACUCUUUUCGGAGAAUCUGAUUCGGGGUAGGGGUCUUUUCUGCCGCUCAUGUAUGAAAUCACAAAUGGCAUCUCCUGGAUUUACGGAUGUCUUUGCUGCUUUGGUUGCUGUUGUCAACACAAAAUUUCCGGAGGUUGGCGAGCUUAUAUUGAGAAGGAUUGUCUUGCAGCUCAAAAGAGCAUAUAAGCGUAAUGACAAGCCACAAUUACUCGCUGCUGUUAAAUUUAUAGCACAUUUGGUAAACCAGCAAGUGGCCCACGAGAUUGUUGCUUUAGAAUUGCUUACUGUGCUGCUGGAGAACCCUACCGAUGACAGUGUUGAAGUUGCCGUGGGCUUUGUGACUGAAUGCGGAUCUAUACUGCAGGACCUUUCACCUAAAGGAUUGCAUGGAAUUUUUGAGCGCUUCCGCGGCAUUCUUCACGAAGGAGAAAUAGACAAAAGGGUUCAAUUUUUGAUUGAAGGUUUGUUUGCAAUAAGGAAGGCCAAGUUUCAGGGGUACCCAGCUGUCCGUCCAGAACUAGAUCUUGUAGAGCAAGAAGAUCAGUUGACGCAUGAGAUUUCUCUUCAAGAAGAGAUAGAUCCAGAAAUCACACUUGAUCUAUUCAAACCAGACCCGAAUUACAGUGAGAAUGAGAAGCGUUAUGAAGAAUUGAGGAAAAACAUACUUGGAGAGGAGUCUGAGGACGAAGAAGGUUCUGAUACGUCUUCAGAUGCUGAGGAUGAUGACGAUGAUGAUGACUCUGAGGAAGAGGAAGAUGAGGAGAUGCAAAUAAAGGACGAGACAGAGACAAACCUUGUAAAUCUUCGAAGAACAAUUUAUUUGACAAUCAUGUCCAGUGUAGACUUUGAGGAAGCUGGUCAUAAGCUCCUCAAAAUUAAACUAGAGCCGGGUCAGGAGAUGGAGUUGUGCAUCAUGCUUUUGGAAUGUUGCAGCCAAGAAAGAACCUACCUCAGAUAUUACGGUCUUUUGGGGCAGCGGUUCUGCAUGAUCAACAAAGUACACCAGGAAAAUUUUGAGAAAUGCUUUGUGCAGCAGUACUCUAUGAUUCACCGGCUUGAAACCAAUAAACUACGUAAUGUUGCGAAGUUUUUCGCUCAUUUACUUGGCACAGAUGCUCUGCCUUGGCAUUGUUUAGCUUAUAUACGCUUGACGGAGGAGGAUACUACUUCUUCUUCUCGAAUCUUUAUUAAGAUUCUCUUUCAGGAAUUAUCGGAGCAUCUCGGCCUCCGUUUGUUAAAUGAGCGGCUGAAUGAUCCCUCAAUGCAGGAUUCAUUCGAAUCUAUUUUCCCAAAGGACAAUCCAAAGAACACGCGAUUUGCUAUCAACUUUUUUACAUCUAUUGGGCUUGGUGGCAUCACAGAGAACUUGCGCGAGUACUUGAAAAAUAUGCCGAACCUUAUCAUGCAACAGCAAAAACACGUGUCUGAGUCAGAAUCAGACGAUGAAGCUGGUAGUUCUGGAUCAUCGGAUUCUGAUUCAGCUAGCUCAGAGUCGGAAGAAUCAUCAAGUUCUGAUGAAAGCAAAAGCAAAAAGGAUGAAAAACGCAGGAAACGUAGAAGGAGAUAGAUGUUUUGUUUCCUUUUCAAUUUCUGCCUAGUCAAGAUGUUUUAGCAGCAGAUAUGAAGCAGUUAAAAUCUGUUUUGCUCUUUUAAAGUUGUACCAUAUUGCGUGGAUAUGCUUAGACGUGAUAUUGUCUGUAGUUAUGGUUUUUGUUUCCCAUUAUUACGGAGCAUGAGAAAACCGAUCUUAUUAGAUUGAUUCAGCAUUUUUUUUU